Molecule: messenger RNA, 3684 nt
Organism: Callorhinus ursinus (northern fur seal)
Lineage: Eukaryota; Metazoa; Chordata; Mammalia; Carnivora; Otariidae
Gene: SLC33A1
Product: solute carrier family 33 member 1
Biological process (GO): acetyl-CoA transmembrane transport
Cellular component (GO): membrane
Molecular function (GO): acetyl-CoA transmembrane transporter activity
Source: RefSeq, a predicted model, not a curated record
CGGGAGACUGGCCGUUCGGUCUCGCCGCAGCCAAGGGCCCGUUUCCAUCGUAGCACCACGGCCCUCUCCUCCAGCCCCGAGCCCGGCGCGGCUGCCCGGGGGGCUCCUUCAGGCUCCUUGACGCCACUCCAAGGGGCGCCUAUCUGGGCAUCGCCUGAGCCUCCAGCCAGGGGACUGACUCCCGGCUUCAGCUCUCCGGGCCACUGUAAGAAGUGCCCUUAUCACCCCUUGCCCUGUCCUCCUCCUCCCUGUACCAUCGAGACCCUGGUCCAGAGCGAUAGCCUUGGACCUGGGACUAGGCGGAUCCAAGACGCUCAGCCCCGGCACCCCACAGACGGGGCUCUGCAUCGUCUCUGAUAUGUCACCCACCAUCUCCCACAAGGACAACAGUCGGCAACGACGACCAGGGACUUUCAACCACCCUCUGGAUAUGAAGAGCGGUCCUCUGCUGCCAGGCGGCUGGGAUGACAGUCACCAGGAAUUGGUGGGCGGGGAAGGGGACAAAGAAGCUCUGCGGGAUACCGCCACUGGUGACUUCUCAAAAGCCCCACGGAGUUGCCGGGCCGAAUUAAGCAGCAUUUUGCUGUUGCUUUUUCUUUACGUGCUUCAGGGCAUUCCACUGGGCCUGGCGGGAAGCAUCCCACUCAUUUUGCAGAGCAAAAAUGUUAGCUAUACAGAUCAAGCUUUCUUCAGUUUGGUCUUUUGGCCCUUCAGUCUCAAAUUGCUCUGGGCCCCGUUGGUUGAUGCAGUUUACUUUAGGAACUUUGGUCGUCGCAAAUCUUGGCUUGUCCCUACACAGUAUAUACUGGGACUGUUCAUGAUAUAUUUAUCCACUCAAGUGGACCGAUUGCUCGGGAACACUGAUGGUAGAACCCCCGAUGUGAUUGCUCUCACUGUGACAUUCUUUUUGUUUGAAUUCCUGGCCGCCACUCAGGACAUCGCUGUGGAUGGUUGGGCGUUAACAAUGUUAUCCCGGGAAAACGUGGGUUAUGCUUCUACUUGCAAUUCAGUGGGCCAGACAGCGGGCUACUUUUUGGGCAAUGUUUUGUUUUUGGCCCUUGAAUCUGCGGACUUUUGUAACAAAUAUUUGCGGUUUCAGCCUCAACCCAGGGGAAUCGUUACUCUCUCAGAUUUCCUUUUUUUCUGGGGAGCUGUAUUUUUGAUAACAACAACUCUAGUUGCCCUUCUGAAAAAAGAAAACAAAGAAGUAUCAGUAGGAAAAGAAGAAACCCAAGGGAUCACAGAUACUUACAAGUUGCUUUUUGCAAUUAUAAAAAUGCCAGCAGUUCUGACAUUUUGCCUUCUGAUUCUAACUGCAAAGAUUGGUUUUUCAGCAGCAGAUGCAGUAACAGGACUGAAAUUGGUAGAAGAGGGAGUACCCAAAGAACAUUUAGCCUUACUGGCAGUUCCAAUGGUUCCUUUGCAGAUAAUAUUGCCUCUGAUUAUCAGCAAAUACACUGCAGGUCCCCAGCCACUAAACAUAUUUUACAAAGCCAUGCCCUACAGAUUAUUGCUUGGAUUAGAAUAUGCUCUACUAGUUUGGUGGACUCCCAAAGUAGAACAUCAAGGAGGAUUCCCUAUAUAUUACUAUAUUAUAGUGCUGCUGAGUUAUGCGUUACAUCAGGUUACAUUGUACAGCAUGUAUGUUUCCAUAAUGGCUUUCAAUGCAAAGGUUAGUGAUCCACUUAUUGGAGGAACAUAUAUGACCCUUUUAAAUACUGUGUCCAAUCUGGGAGGAAACUGGCCUUCUACAGUAGCUCUUUGGCUAGUAGAUCCCCUCACAGUGAAAGAGUGUGUAGGAGCAUCAAACCAGAAUUGUCGAACGCCUGAUGCUGUUGAGCUUUGCAAAAAACUUGGUGGCUCAUGUGUUACAGCGCUGGAUGGUUAUUAUGUAGAAUCCAUCAUUUGUGUUUUUAUUGGAUUUGGUUGGUGGUUCUUUCUUGGUCCAAAAUUGAAAAAAUUACAGGAUGAAGGACCAUCUUCAUGGAAGUGCAAAAGAAGCAACUAAUGCAUUCACUACUGGACAUUCUAGGAAGGUAACUGUAGUUUCAUUUUAAUUCAGACAGCUAUGAUAAUCAGUGCACAGGAGUAUAAAAUAAUAUUUUAAACAAGGAAAUUAUUAAUAUAAAAUGCCAAAUGAUUAAAAAAUAGAGACUCUCUGUAUAGUUGAUUAUAUUUUCCUUGCCUUGUUAAUGUAUUUGAAGUUUACUUAAGGUCAGGAAAUUGAUUCUUAAAACAAGUUUUCUGGCCUUGUUAUUUGAUUUAUAUCUUUUUAAUUUACUGACCAAAGUAUGUUUUAACCUGCAGUGUAGUAGUCAUGGGCAGUAACCAUGCAGUCAAGUAUUGUUAUCAGUACCUAUCAUUGAACUGUAUUUAAAAUUUUAGUACAGUAUAUUAAGUGGAACAGAGCUUGAUAUUCAGGUGCUAAUUACAACUAGUCUGGCCUUGUUGGCAGUUAAAUCUUAUUUUGAAUUGCAAAUUGGUUAAAUUCUAUGUGGAAUUUGCUGAGAAAAGAAUGCAGACUACUGAAAUGCCAUUUUAGUUGUUAUUUUUCUGACCAUAACCACAUUGUACUAAUGAAUCUGUGUUAAAAAGACUAUUUUAAAUGUAUUUCCUGCUUUUGUAAGCAUUAAAGAUUUAUAAGAAGAUUAUUCUAACUAUUUUUUAUAAAAUGAAAGCUACGAUUUUUAGUUUAAUGAUUCCCCUGUCCCCCUUUUUUGGAAGAUAUUAUGAUUCCUUGUUAACUUUUACCCUAAAACUUACAUAUGUUUUUUGUCAUAAGUGCUUCAUGGCAUACAGACAGCUCAUGAAGGGAUCUAAUUUAGUGUUGUAUGUAUGUUUAUGGCAAAGUUUUGAAAAUAAAAAAUGUUUUUCUUCAAGCAGUUUUUUUUAUUACUGAGAGAAAAAAACAGUAAAGCUUUUCGAUUAAAUAAAAUCUAAAUGAUUAAUACCGUAAUUUUAAAGACUAUUGCUGAGAGAGAGAGACAAAGACAUUUUGUGCCUUUGACAAGUUAAAUUAUGUUGUGGAAGAAUGUUUCUUAAUUAAGCACUUUACUAGUGAGAAAAGAUCUCACAGUUACUUUAUGUGAAAUCAGGUACUGUAUUUCCACUUAUUAAAACACAACCUUCUGUUUGUAAACUGAAAUGUCUGGUAGAGGAUUGAUAUCCCAGGAAAAUUAAGCUUUUGAAUACAUUAGCAAUUCUCAACAUAUGUACACCCAGUGAUAAGGUUCUUUGCGUAUUUUGUGUUGUGUAUUACUCUGACUCUUUAGCAAUUAUGUAAAUCCUUCCAAAGUUAUAGAAAAAGAAAGAUUAAGUUGAGUCUGACUUAAUUUUAUCCUUGUGGGAAAACAUAUACUAAUUUUUUAUUUUGUUAAUUUUAUAACAUGGGUUGAAUUUUAGAGUGGGGUUUUAUAUAAGUAAUGGAGGAUAAAAUGGGUGGGAGAAAAUGGCACUCAGCAUCUGAAGAUAGAGGCAGUUCUCUAGAACUCAUGCAUUGCCAUUAGAAAGCCUGUGUUGGGCAUCGAUGUCAGAUUCUGAAGAAUCACCUGGAAAAUCAUCCUAGAAACAAGGAAGCUACACCAAACCAUACUCGACCAUACUUUGUCACAUGGGUUGUCCAUUAUCUUGUAUUAUAAUCAAAAUGCUUACUUGAAUAAAGAAAAGAACCCACUUACUCUCAUA